Molecule: messenger RNA, 3342 nt
Organism: Penaeus monodon (black tiger shrimp)
Lineage: Eukaryota; Metazoa; Arthropoda; Malacostraca; Decapoda; Penaeidae
Source: RefSeq, a predicted model, not a curated record
GAGGAUGUUUUUAUAAAAAAUGAGAGUAGAAAUAUCUUUAAAAAGAAAGAAAAAGAGGCUUAUGAAAGGAUGACCUUCCGUCCGAAACGAAAUGAAAGAGACGCGAAGGUUAAAGAAAAUCCACCCGGGCUACCUGGAAAGCGCAAAAAAAAAAAUCGCAAAAAAAUUAUUGAAACUGGAACUUGCCAUGUCUUUCUUGGGGCCAAAUUUGACUCCCAGCGUUCAGUCAAUCUCUAACCUUCCUUGUGGUGACCCAUGGGAAUCUGGGUACCACACAUGAUGAGAGGACCGCCCUCAAGGUACCAGAAAUGGUUACCAAACGCUACCACUUUUUCCUUCUUUCUCCUCUUUCUCCUUCUCUCUCCUGCUUCCUCCUUUCCCUUCAGUUCCGAAGACGAAGUCGACGCCACGAACGAACACAGGAGUCUUGAGGAAACCUUCGCCAGGGGUCACGCGGGGUUCGAGGAUGGGAGUUUCGAGGUCAACGGGCACUCGGUCGGUCUAGGGACAGGCCCCCAGGGUAGCGUCGCGGCCCUGACCACCUCGGGUCAAGUGGCCGCCGCGCAUAACCACUUCUCCCUCCGGCUUGGGAGUUCGGAGGAUCCCAGGAGUCGGGAAGCGGGGAGUCGUGAGUCCCACUUGGGGUCCUUCUCCUCCCAGCACGUCAUCUUUGGGAGCAGCGAUGAUGACGACGAUGACGAUUACGACGAUGGGGACGAUCUGUACGACUUUGAUGACGACAGCGUCAAGUUCAUGAGCCUCGGGAGGCGGUACCACCCGGCUGGCAUCCCCAAGAUCGCCCCUGAUAAGGUCCUGAUACCCCAGCCCGCGAGCUUCCCUCCUCCGCCGGUCCCCAACACGGGCAAGCAACUCGUCCAGACCUUCCGCAAUCCGAACUUCCACUCGUUCGAGCUCUCGAGCGAGACGCCCGAUGAUGACCUGGACGACCUGGUGGAGGACGCCCUCGAGCGAGCUGGCUUUGACGACGAUGACUUCGACGACGACGACCUCAUCUUCCGCCCCGAGAGCUUCGUCAACAUGUACAACGACCAGACGAGCGAGCACCGCCUGGCCCUCAGCGAGAACCUGCUGGGGUCGUACUACCACAACAUCGACACGCAGGGGAGCAUCCACUGGAACUACAAGCUCGACGACCAGUUCCAGGACCACACUGUGCAUCGCAACGGCAACAUGGAGGGCAGGUUCGGCUGGACGGCCCCCGGGGGACAGGAGGUACGCGUCCAGUACGUGGCGGACGAGGGGGGAUACCGCGUCGUCAGCUCCCAGGGCGUCCACCCGGUGGAUAGCGACGAGGUGGAGGAAGCCAAGCGCCUCCACUUCCUCGUCCACAAGAACCUGGCAAAUCAGGGCCACGGGUACGGCACCAGCGCCCCGGCCGUGCCCUUCCCCAUUGGCACUCCAGUGGCAGGACCUCCAGGACAAGGCGCAGGAGCUCCCCUCACCCCAGGACAAGGCGCAGGAGCUCCCCUCACCCCUGGCGCCUCCUCCGAUCCCUGUCUCCUGCUGGGGAAGCAGCAUCCCAGCCUCGUGCCGCCUGAGUGCCGCGUGCCGGGGCAGCUCGGAGCGGAUGGGAGCGUGGGCGGGGUGCCCUUGCCGGGUAUCGGGGGGGCGCCGGGCACAGCUCCUGGCGCAGGGGCAGGUGCCGGCUUCGACACGUCCAGCGGAGGCACGCCCCUGCCCGGGCUGGGGGGAUCUGGCGCCGGGGGGUUUGACACCGGAGCAGGUGCCGGAGGUGGAUUUGGUGCCGGAGCAGGUGCUGGAGGAUUUGACACUGGUGCCGGAGGUGGAUUUGGUGCCGGAGCAGGUGCUGGAGGAUUUGACACUGGUGCUGGAGGUGGAUUUGGUGCCGGAGGAGGUGCAGGAGGCUUUGACACUGGUGCCGGAGGAGGCUUUGGCACCGGGGCAGCUGAUGGGGGUGUCCCACUUCCUGGCAUAGGUGGAGCAGGAGCCGGAGCAGGAUUCGACACUGGAGCCGCUGGAGGAUUUGACACCGGAGCCGCUGGAGGAGGAGCAGGAUUUGACACUGGCUUCGGAGGAGGAGCUGGAGGAGGAGCCCCCGGCGGAGUUCCUCUCCCCGGAGUGGGUGGAGCUGGUGGAGCGGGGUUUGACGGAGGAGCUGCUGGUGGAGCUCCCGGAGGAGGAUUUGGUGGAGCUGGAAGCCCGGGGUUUGACGGAGGAGCUCCCGGAGGAGGAUUUGGUGGAGCUGGAGGCUUUGACGGAGGAGCUGGUGGAGCUGGAGCGGGGUUUGAUGGAGGAGCCGGAGGAGGAUUUGGAGCUGGCGGAGCUCCCGGUGGAGUCCCUCUUCCCGGAGUAGGUGGAGCUGGUGGAGGAGCGGGGUUUGACGGAGGAGCUGCCGGAGGCUUCGACACUGGAGCUGGAGGCGGAGGAGGCUCUGGAGGAGGAGCUGGAGCGGGGUUUGAUGGAGGAGCUGCCGGAGGAGGAUUUGGAGCUGGUGGAGCUGCCGGAGGAGCUGGAGGCUUUGGAGGAGGAGCUACCGUGGGAGUUCCUGCGCCCGGGAAAGUGGAGCUGGUGGAGGAGCUGGUGGAGCUGGAGCGGGGUUUGAUGGAGCUGCCGGAGGAUUUGGGGAGGAGCGGGAGGAUUUGGAGGAGCUGGAGAGGAGAUGGAGCUUUGGAGCGAGAGUACGUGGGAGUUCCUGCGCCCGGGAUAAGUGGAGCUGGUGGAGCAUCGGCGGGGUUUGACGGAGGAGCUGGUGGAGCUGGCUCCGACGCUGGAGCUGGUUUUCCGGGGUUUGACGGAGGAGCUGCCGGAGGAGCUGGUGGAGCAUCGGCGGGGUUUGAUGGAGCUGCCGGAGGAGGAUUUGGUGGAGCUGGAGGAGCGGGGUUUGAUGGAGGAGCUGCCGGAGGAGCUGGAGCUGGUGGAGCUGGUGGAGGAGCGGGGUUGGAGACGGAGGGUGUUGACGGAGGCUGCCGGAGGUUUCAGGGAUUUGGAGGAGCUGCGAGGAGGAGAGCGGGGUUUGACAGCUUGGAGGAGCUGUGCUCCGGGGAUUCUCCCGGAGUGGUGGAGCUGGGGGAGCUGGUUGAGCGGGCGGUGGCUUCGGCCCGGAUGCGGGGGGAGCUUGCUGGCUGGGAGCUUCUGGCAGCUGGGUUGAGCUUGGUGGAGCUGGGUGGAUCGCUGGUGGGCUGUGGAUUAUUGACGCGUGAGCUUGGUGGAUUUGACGCAGGAGCAAGUGGAUUUGAUGCCUCUGGUGGAGCUGGUGGAUUCGACGCCUCUGGUGGAUUUGGCACAGGUGGAGCUGGUGGAUUGAUGCCUCCGGCGGAUUUGGCACCGGUUCGACUGGCGGCGUAUCUCUACCUGGAUUAA